Messenger RNA from Vanessa tameamea, 5674 nucleotides. RefSeq names its product transmembrane protein 18 (gene Tmem18). The coding region runs from base 164 to 607 and encodes 147 amino acids. NCBI's taxonomy places the organism in Eukaryota, Metazoa, Arthropoda, Insecta, Lepidoptera, Nymphalidae. The record is from RefSeq and is a predicted model, not a curated record. The transcript is spliced from 4 exons.
ACUUGUUUUAUUUAUCGCUUUGUCAAAUUUAUUUUGUCUUUACUGUGUUACUCUCAAACUCCUACUAACUUCUGUGACUAUACAUUUUAAUUAGUGAUUAAUCUGAGGACGUAAAGUAAAUACACUCUGUGAAUUUUGUGAUAAAUCUCAAAAGAAUAAAAUCAUGGAGGGUUUUAUCGAAGUCAAUGAAAUAUCAGAUUUCGUUUCAUACAUUAAAAGUAUUGAAUGGAGAGACCCAUGGCUCAUAGCUCUCUUGUCUUUUCAUGUACUAGUUACUUUUACCUGUUUUUCAACAAGGAACUAUAGCAAUUUUCAAAUAAUCCUUUUCAUCACAUUAUUAUUGCUUGUUUAUUUUUCGGAGAGCAUAAAUGAAGUUGCCGCAAGGAACUGGAAUCUAUUUUCAAGGCAGCAAUACUUCGAUAGUAAAGGCCUGUUCAUAUCGGUCGUCUUCUGUAUACCUAUAUUACUAAACUGCAUGAUAAUGGUGGGUUCAUGGCUCUACCAAUCUACACAACUAAUGACAAAUCUGAAGAAAGCGCAGCUCAGACAACGCCUCAAAGAACUGAACAUGCACAGAGAGCAGCAGCUACACAUGAAGGCGGAAUAAGUAAAACAAACUGUAUUAUAGUGUAAUAUCGGAACUGAUUUGAUAUCUGAUUGCUAACAUCUGAGGCAAGGUAUCCUGAUUUUAAAAUAUUUUAUUUCGAUUUGACGAUGAAUAUUUUAUCCUAAACCUAUUCGCUUAUUUACUAACGGCUUAUUACGUUCAUUAAAAAUGAUUAAGCUUUAAAACUUUUAGUGACUUUUAGGGUGGAUGUUAACGCGAAGUGUUGCGUUGUGUAUUGGAUUUUCGCAGAAAUAUGUUUUUUUUAAUCCUUAGUGUUAAGAUAUUAAUAGUAACGCGUUAGAUGUGCUGCUUUUUAUUGUUUCAAUAACCCAUUAUGUAGGAUUAAGAUUUUGGUCCUUCGAGCCCGUAUACAUAUACAACUGUGUUCUAUGAAGUUUAUGGUUUUCUAAUUUAUCAUGUAACUUAUAUAUGACAGGAGAAAACAUGUAACGAACCUAUUCACGUUAUUAUUAUAAACAUCGAGGCGACAUUUUUUUUUUCUUUCACUAAAAUUAUAAUCAAAUUUCCUAUUUCUCUUGACUAAAUCAAUGAUAAAUUUGUUAUACGAAAAUAAAUUAAUUUUCUAAAAAACAAUAAUAUUGUUUACCUUUAACAUUUUCUAUUGAAUAUUGAUUAAGUAUUCCUAACAUUUUUCAUUACUGUUUUGUAUUAAAUUGGUAACGUGAUGAUGACUAUAUCUAUGUGUUCUACGUCAAUUAUUGUCAAUGGCCAUAAUAAGAUGUGCAAUAUUUAAUGAUUGUUACUAUAUAAAUGUUAUUAUAUAAGUUUAGUUAAAAUUGGUGUUUGUGCGUAAACAUAAUGUCAAGAGAAUAUCCAUUCAAAUAUUCUAAGUUAUUAAUGUAAGAGUAAGUUGUAUUAAGUAAGACAUACCGCUUGCUUGUGUUGAACUUUGACUGCAAGUUCUAACACUGUUCAGAUCCGAGGUCGAUGAGACCAGCUUAGAGAAAUAAAUGUAGACUAUCUGGUAGAAAAAUUCCUCUUCAAUUUAGUUCAAAGAUAAUGUUUAACAAAAGAUCGGAACGGAAGAUAUUUUUAAAAUAUAUUUCUGACUAGUUUUAUUACAACACGUUUUAUUAUACAAUUAUAUAAAAACAUAUUUUUCGCGUAAUUGGUACACAUUUGCGUAAUGUACGUAUAAAAACCGAAUUAUUGUUCAUAGUUAGGCGAUUGAAGACAAAAUGAUUAUAUUUAAAAUUUGGAAUCUGUGUCAAUAUUCUUAGUAGGUAACAACUUUAAUUCCAUCCUUUUUUUCGCGCUAGUUACUCUUGCGUAUUAAUUAUGACGUGAAUUAUGAUAAUUCCGGACGUUUUCAUAUUUCGAAGUAUGUUUACUGUUUGUCAUCUUUGUAAUAACGGAAUGCGCGUUACUGAAGUUAUACAAAUAAUUAUGUACGAAAAUGUACAUAAAUUUUUACUGUUAUCGAAUUGCUAGUAUAUUUAUAAUUUAAAUUUGGAAUGACUAACGUAAAAAUUUAAACAAAAAUCUUGCGUGUUAAAUUAUUUUACAGUCAUUAAACACGAAUGUGAGAAUGAACAAAGAAUCUACGAUUACUUAUUAUGCAAGAAGUUAUACUAUUAAUUGUCUAUGAACUAGUUUUUUAUGCGGUUUGGUUAAAUCUUGCCUUACUUAUGACUAACUUAUAUGUAAUCUAUGUCAAAACCGAAAUAUAUUUUAUUUCAUUGGCUCUUAAGGAAUGAAUUUGAAAAUAAUCGUUAUUAAAAUAUCGAUGUUUUACAGCACUACAUGUGGGAGAGAUACGACACACUUUCCCAUUACUAAGAGCUCGAUUAGUUGAUAAAUAUGUAUAAUCGUUGACACUCUAAUCCGUUUUUUUUUUAAAUAUGUUAGAAGGUAUAAUUUUCGUGUGAUUAUAAUGAUAAUAUCAAAUUAUCUCGAUAGAAACCGUGUACUUAAGUACUUUAAAGCAUCAUUAUAUAGGUAUAUAUAUUUUUAUUUUUUUAUGUGUGUGAUUCCCAAAGUGGUCCAGGUGGAUCCCCAGGGUUCCACGGGAGACUUGCUGGGGGUCUACGUAGGCGUGAAUAAAAAAUGGGGGUCCAUAAGAUGUUAAUGGGGGUCCACGAAAAUUUAUCUGCUUUUGAUAGUAAAGAGCAAAAAUGUAAGCAUAGUUUUUAUAAGGGCCUACCUACAUUGUUUUAAGUACCUAACUAAGGAGGUAAUAUUUUAAUAAGGCAAGCGACUGUUACUUGUCCAAACUUGCGUAUUCGAUAUUACGUACAAAUUGUGUAUAGACUUGCAAAGCGCUAUCCGCCCGACAAUGCUUAAUGCUUGUUCAGACAUGAACGUGAUCACCACUAUAAAUACUUGAUGCCAAAGGUACCUACCGUUUUUUUAUUUUUCUCGUCAUCAGUUUUUAUCAAAUUCAAAUUCAUUGAUUUUAAUUGCCGAAAUACUCGUAGGGUUACUAAGAGCAUAAAAGCACCAAUAUUAAACAAAUUUAAAUUUAGUUCACAUGCCAAUAGGUGGUCCACGAGAAAAAUAAAUUUGGGAACUACUGAUGUAGACUUAUUAAAUUUGAUUAGUCUGGAUCCGUGAUAUUUAAAAUGUAAUUGUAUUUUAUGUAAUUAUUCGUUAUGUUUAAUUUUUGUGAUGAGCAAUUUGUUUUUAUUUUGAUGAUGAUAAAUUUACACGAAAAUGUUUAUAAUAUUUUAUUCAUUUGCUUGAAUAAAUAAGUUUGAAAUUUUUUUUUUUGAAAAUAUGCGUUACAUUCAUUAAAUUAAUUCAAAUACCAGUUACCAAGAAAAAAUAACGUUAUACAAUAGUUCAGUGUGUAAUAUGUUUUGUAUGUGCCAUAAAUUUACCUUUAUAUACAUCUUCCAAAUAAAUAAAGUAAAUAUAAUAAAUAAAAUAGUACACUUGUUAAACAAUAAUAUAAAAUUGCUAACAGAUUAAACGCCACGUGAUAAUCACAUGUAUACAAAGAAAUGUGAGCAAUUUAUUAACCGUGGUUGCUCUUGAACUCAAUCGUUAAUAAAAAUCGCUUUAAAUCUAUUCUCUCGCGAAGGCGCGCCCCUCCAAGCUUAUCGUCGUGAUUGUAUGAGUGGCGCUUGUUCGUUCGUGAGUUUGUAGAUCUAUAUAGCUGAGGGAGCUAUACUGUAAAGUUUUACGGCUAAUCGCGGCACGUGCCCGCUCAACUAGUGUUGUACUUCAUGAUAUACGGCACGUGUCAUUCGCUGGAAUGGUGAUGUAACAAUUUAUACUCGUGCAAUUGACAUACAUUUUUCGAUUAACAAAAUCAUCGGUAUAAAGAAUAUUUUAUUUUUUUGUGUGAUAUGUAAUUUGUAAUAUAAAUGUAAUUGGUAAGUGCUGAUAAUUCGAUGUAAACUUGCCUGAUACAACGCAUUAUAGGCUGAAAUUGUUGAAUUUAAAACGAUAGUCACUAUUCUAAAUUAAUGUAAGAGUAAUUCUUUAGGUGCAUUUAUUCGUAAACAGAUGACCUAUAAAAUAUAUUAUAACGCUGCGUUCUUAAAAAGUCGACCGACAUUUAUUUUCGGUUUUUUUUUUUUUUUAAUAUAUUAUCUAUAGAAUAUGUUUUGUUAAGGGAGAAAAGUUUUGUAAGCCGCUGUAAAUAUUUCGUCUACAUUUUUUAUUUCCGUCUUUGUCUGCUUUUUAUAAAUGCAGCGUUGAUAUAUAACACUAAAAGGGAAAUUCUGUGUUCGAAAACAAAUGACUAUUGUUAAAAUAUACAUAUAAACGAUUUUACUUUUUAUGUUAUUAUAUUUAAUAUAAAAAACAAUGUAGAUAUGUCACGUAAUGGAUAUAGUUAUUAAGUGGUUAGAAUUUUCACAACUAGUAACACUGUGUAGAUUAUAUCAACAUGAUUUAAAAUAAGAAAAUAUUACUGAGACUUUUUUUGUUAUUAAACUUCAAUAAAAUUAACCAUUUUAUUGACAUUAAACAUCUUUGUGUACAAACUAAUACAAAUUAAAUGUCGUGUCUGAGUUCGUUUCUAUGUGUAACAUCUUAUUGAAACGGUUCUGACGCAAAAGGAUUUAAUUGAAUUUGCACACGCAUUCAUUUUUAAGGUAAAGUCGGUCAUAUAUUGACUUGAUAUUAAUAAUGAUCGUCGUCGUUGAGGUGAUAGGAGGUAUAAACACAAUUUGAAUUACGUCCAUUCUCGUUAUUAGAUUAACGAUGUGCAGCGAAGACUGAUUGUCAAUAAAGAAAGCAUAUUGCUCUCAUAAAAGAUAAUUAACUCAAUCUAUACCCCCACAAGUAAUAUAAUUUUAUUACUUUUUUUUUUUAAAGAAAAUCAAACUUCAAACAAUUGUUAAUCGUAGUUUGCAAUUUGAUUUUCUCUAUAUAUGUAUGUUAUAUUCUGGCAACUUUUUCUUUAAAAAAAUAUUGUACACCGAAUUAUCAAAAAUACCUUGAUAUAGUAUUAUCUCUGGAAUUUUUCAUAUACUGGAAAUGUUUAAGGCAUUAUUUUCAUGGCCAUUUUUGUUGUGAUUCUUAAUGUCAUAUGGUACGUGUACCGUAAGAAAGCAAUGUGAGCUGGUGUUCAUAAUAUUAUCAUAAACUAUUCAGGUUACCAAAAUGUUACUCUGCUUUGAGAAGAACACGUUUCGAAGAUCCCGCUCCGUAAUGAAAGCAACGGAAACUGUAGUUUUAUCGAGACUCGUCGAGCGUUUAUCGAUAGCUAAAAUCUAAACUAAAUAUCGAAAAAAAAGUCGAAAUUGUGUAUUUUUUAGUAAUUGUUGUAUGUAUUUAUGAUUAGAUAUUUUUUUCACAAAUACGUCAAUAAAACAUCACGUUUGUUACAUUUGUUUUAAACUGGUAUUACCUUGAAUUAUAUUUUAUAGUGAAAUCCGUAAGUGUAAGAAUAUACUUGAAAAUUAAAAUGUACAUGGUACUCUAAAGAUAAUAAGUAUUUAUUUAAGAUAUGCAAUUUUAGGUCUUGUAUUGUAUGUAAUAGUUGUCAAUGUCAUGUUUUCUUACACUGAUAGCAUAUUGCCUAAAUCACGUACUAACAGUUAACUAAUUGGCGAUGAUGAAUAAAUGCUUAAAUAAAAAUUUAUGUUAAGUAAA